GUCCUGAUUGGGUGCUUUGACUUUUGGACUCUGCCCCCCUUCUCGGCUUCUGAGAGGACUGGAAAGAGAGGGAGGGGAGUUGAGAUUUUUGGGGCCCGCCUCCAGUCACCUCUGCGCAGGCGCGCAUUGUAGGUAAAGGUGAGCUUAUGUUUAGUGGCCAGGUGGGUCUGGGGUUGCGCGGCUUGGUUCCUUUCGCUUUCCGUAGGUCAGGUCAAGCGGGAAAAUCGUUUUGUUCUAUGGACCUGCGGUCCCUUCGGAAAAGCUACAGGGGGGAUGAGGAGGCUUUUGAGGAGAAGCACCUGUCUUCCCUUGACCCCAUCAAGCAGUUCUCUGUAUGGUUUGAAGAGGCUUUGAGGUGUCCCUCCAUUGGGGAAGUCAACGCAAUGUGUUUGGCCACCUGUACGAGGGAUGGAAGGCCGUCGGCACGGAUGGUACUUUUGAAGGGUUUUAGCCAGGAUGGCUUUCGCUUCUUCACCAACUAUGAGAGCCGGAAAGGAAAGGAGCUGGACUCCAACCCGUUUGCUUCCAUUGUCUUCUACUGGGAGCCCCUCAAUCGCCAGGUGCGGAUCGAGGGCUCCGUGGAGAGGCUCCCCGAGAAGGAAUCUGAGAAAUAUUUCCACAUGCGGCCGAAGAGCAGCCAGAUCGGGGCUGUUGUGAGCAGGCAAAGUACAGUGAUUUCUGACAGAGAGUAUUUGCGGAAGAAAAAUGCAGAACUGGAAGAAGUGUAUCGUGAAGCCCCUGUGCCUAAGCCAGCGUACUGGGGAGGCUACAUCCUGAAGCCAGAAGUCAUAGAGUUCUGGCAGGGUCAAACCAACCGUCUGCACGACCGCAUUGUCUUCAGGCACCUCCAGAGCAACAGCGCGCCCCUGGGGUCCAUGACUCAGAAAGGGGCUGACAACUGGGUGUACGAGAGGCUUGCGCCUUGAAAAACUCGUGGCCUGGGGUGGGAAGGGGUAUUGCCCCGCUUAUGCCAAACUUGGGAUUUUGGUGCCAAAGGUUUUUCUCCCCACCCUCUUCCCUACACACCCAGGAUGGAGCAGAUGGGUAAAGAGAUGGUGGACAGAGUGUUGGACUUGGACAGGGAGACCUGGCUUAAGACCCUUACGAUGACCCUGGGCCUAACUUUCAGCCUAACUUCUCUCAGAGUUGUGAGGAUAAAACCGGGCUGGUUCCCAUCUACACUCCUCUGAGCUCCAGGCUGAACAUAAGUCACACUAAUGUGAUGGAAAUAAGCUAAUUUGGCACAUGGGUUGAUAGUGUAUUUUAAAGCCCUCUCCAAUCUAUCACAUAUUCCAGUGCCAAGAAACCGUGAGAUAUGCAGUUCUGUUAAGGGAGUUUGCAUUCUUAAAACCCUCAAAUCAUACUUUUUAAGGUUUUGAAGGUUGGGAAGCUGUGACUUUUUCCAUUGGUCUUAAUUUUACGGUUUGGAUGCUAUCGUCCAGUUUAAGGGUCCCCGAACUUGUUGAGCCCGUGGGCACUUCUGGAAAUUUGAGAGUAGGUAAUGAGUGCCAUUACAAAAUAAUGGGGCCAAUCACAAAAUAUUGGAAGUUUCUUUCCGCAAUGGUGGCAGCCGUUUCCCUGGAGGCCCAAGAGUCACACUUCCUGAGCUCUUUUAAAGCACUUUCUGGUUCAGUGAGAUGGAGGAAGAGCCAGUCUUGGCACUCUGCUGUGUUGGGGAUUGGCAGUGUGUUGGAGAUCACUGUUCCAGGUGGAGCAUAGUAGGUAGGUUUAUAUUUGGGGCUCCUUAAUAUCAGUAAAUCAGGUAGUCAAGAGCAGGAUUGCCUUGCCCUAAGAGAACACAAAUGAUGUAGUUUAAAAAAAAAAGUGAAGCAUGUAAGCAUGCGUUGCCUCUUGGUGUGAUACUAUUUGAGAGGUUAAUGAGUGCAAAGAAUGCAGUUCAGAGGGCAAGAAUUGGGAAUGGAAGGUGACUUGACUAGGGAUGUGCACAAACCGGCCAUCUAACUAAAGUUCCUCAUGAAUUUUGGCUGGUUCAUGGUUUGCAAAGCAAUGUUCGGGAAUUGGAGAACCACCACAAAACUUCAUGAAUAUUGAUGCAGUUCGUGAAGACCAAAAAGCAGGGAUUUUGCUUUUUGCUGUUCACAAAAAACCAGCUGGGAGCCAUUUAAGCCACUGCUUUCUGCUCCCUAUGAAAAGUGACGGAGAGCAGAAAGGAGUUUAAACUUGAAAUGGUUCGUGAACAGGUACGGACCAGGUCCGUUUGUAAACCAACCUCCCAGUUUGCAUGCAUUUGUGGUUCAGCCAUGAACUGAACUGCAAAAAUGCGGUUGAUACCCAUUCCUAGACAUAACAGUGCUCCAGCACUUAAUGCAGCAUUAGGCACUGGGCAUGUACAUAGGAAUGGGGUGUGCGAAUGACCCACAGUCUCGGAAGCUAGAAAAUCACAGGGGAGGGGGCUGGAAGCUGGAUGUUCUGCUCCCUCUGCCUCAUUUUUGCUUUUGAUUUUAGUUACCACUGCUAUCUGUGCUUUUCAGUAAAAACCAGAAACUUGCUUUUAGAAAAAAAGAAAAAUGGGAGUUGAGCUUCCUAACCUGGCCUGGAUGUUAAAUUGCUAGUCUGGAUAUUUAUUGACGUAUUUGUUUUAUUUUCGAAAAUGUAUACCUGGCCUUUCUACCCUCACGAGAGCCACCAAGAUGACUAAUAGAUUAAGAUAUAAAUAAUAAAAUCACAUUUUAAAUCCAACCUCCCCCCCCCCAACAAAGACCAUUGAACAAUUAAACCCUGACACACAAGGACCAGAACAACAAUUAAAAUAUUGGUCAGAACAGAGAGAUCCCUGAGGGAAUGCCAAAUGAAACAAAAGUCUUCACCCGCUGGCAGAAGAUGGUAGCAGAAGGGGAACGAAUGAAUCUCUCUGCCUAAUCUCAGAAGGCUGGGCCACCCAAAGUAGAACCUCAGAGGAUGACCAUAAUGAUUGGGUGGGCUCAUAAGGGAGUAGGUGGUCCAUUGGGUGUCAGUCUCAAACCGUACAAGACGUGAAGUCAAUCAAGCCCACUCAUAAAGGUUCCCUGAUUCAUUCUGCCAUGUAUCUCCCAAGGUGACAGCUAUUAUAUAUGCUUUACGUGGAAUAAUUUGUUUAAAAAUCCGUAGUGAGUUGUUCCACACAAGACCGUGAAGUGCAAUAAUAAAUCAGUAACUGAUCCUAAUGGAUCAAGAUGUGUUUUCUGUGUGUGUGUGAGAUGCAGUGUUAAUGUUAUUUGUAAAAGAAACUCAGAUUCUCAAAAUUGUCCUUAGCAAUUCCUGUUGUCGCUGUGGUCUGGCCAGUCUGGCAUCUGUGUGCUGCUAUGUGUCAAGUUUCAGUCUCUCUUGUGUACAAACGUUUGGAAAUAAAUGUCUGACCUGGUGACUGAGA
Messenger RNA from Heteronotia binoei (common prickly gecko), 3370 nucleotides. RefSeq names its product pyridoxamine 5'-phosphate oxidase (gene PNPO). The transcript is spliced from 7 exons. Lineage: Eukaryota; Metazoa; Chordata; Lepidosauria; Squamata; Gekkonidae. Bases 147 to 926 code for a protein of 259 amino acids. Gene Ontology annotation, biological process: pyridoxal 5'-phosphate biosynthetic process; pyridoxine biosynthetic process. The record is from RefSeq and is a predicted model, not a curated record. Gene Ontology annotation, molecular function: pyridoxamine phosphate oxidase activity; FMN binding.